Molecule: messenger RNA, 504 nt
Organism: Alternaria arbusti
Lineage: Eukaryota; Fungi; Ascomycota; Dothideomycetes; Pleosporales; Pleosporaceae
Exons: 3
Coding region: 1-504 (167 amino acids)
Source: RefSeq, a predicted model, not a curated record
AUGGAGUCGGACCCCAAUCGUCCCUCCAAAGACGAGAGCCCCGGCACCUCCUUCGAGAACCCGCUAGUUGACUUCCGCGCCCAACUCGACUUGACCGCCACGCGCUACUACGCUUUGGAUCCGACCAACGGUAUCAUAAAGACAACCGAGGCGGGCGUACCCAAGUUCUACCGGGGCAAUGUCGCAAUCCUUAACAGUGAUGGGAUGCGCAUGCAUGUCUCCUAUGAUCCAGGUCGCAACACCUACACUAUCGUCAUCAGGUAUCCUGAGCAAGCUAAAGACGUUUUGUCCCGCCUGAACGAUCCGCAUUGGGAGUUUAUCGACGUUGACACGGCCUUGGAGGAGGCAGAAGAUGAUGAUACUAUCCACUACGAUGUCGACAUCAAGUACUUCAAGCGUCGCAGGAGUUCCUACCUAGAUGAUCUCGACAAAGGUCUAUACGAUGGUCUUUCCGACAAUGAGAAAGCUCUUCCUGCUUCUGGUUCUGGAGUCGCUGCUUCCUAG